This is a messenger RNA of Aspergillus alliaceus, 1236 nucleotides long. Its product is annotated as HVSL domain-containing protein. The transcript has 3 exons. Gene Ontology annotation, biological process: U6 snRNA 3'-end processing. The record is from RefSeq and is a predicted model, not a curated record. Gene Ontology annotation, cellular component: nucleus. Gene Ontology annotation, molecular function: 3'-5'-RNA exonuclease activity. NCBI's taxonomy places the organism in Eukaryota, Fungi, Ascomycota, Eurotiomycetes, Eurotiales, Aspergillaceae. The coding region runs from base 18 to 950 and encodes 310 amino acids.
ACGCAACGACUCAUCAUAUGAUGGCUUUGGUGCAGUAUUCGGAUUCCGAGUCCGAAGAAGAUCCUUCACAAAGUGAAAUACCCCCAAGACCAGUCAAGAGACUGCGUCAAGAAAGCACUGCCACCCCAGUCUCAGCCCUCCCCCCAUUACCCAAAGCCUUCCACGAUCUAUAUGCGUCAAGCACUCGUAUUAGUGUAAAGGAUGACCCAAGCCUCCAUGGCGGCCGUAAAAGGGUCAUUCCGCACGUUGAAGGGAAUUGGCCUACUCAUAUAUAUUUAGAAUGGUAUCCAUCCAAAGAAGAGCUGGCCACAUUGGGCAAGGCUAUAGCGCAGAUUAAGAGAAAGCUUAGAGAGAGUAAAGUGGAGCUUAAUAGCUUGCUACGAAGUGAUCUUGGCGCACAACUCCCUCUGCAUAUCAGCCUCUCGAGGCCGGUAGUUCUUCGGACAGAACAGAGAUUUUCAUUUUUGGAGACUUUUCAAUCAGCUAUCCGAGGCUCCAAUAUAAGGGAGUUCAAUGUUGCAACAGAUGGCUUGCACUGUGUACCCAAUUACGAAAAGACACGGUGGUUUUAUGUUUUUCGCCUAAAAAGGCCAGAAAAUGACGCUCUGAACCGCCUCCUCGGACUCUCAAAUCGGUCCCUAGCUCUAUUUGGCCAGCCGCCGCUCUACGAGGCUUCACCGCAUGUCUCAAGUGCAGAUGCAGACUCCAGUGGCCCCAUGCAACCGCGGCGAAACGAAGCCAAUGGACGAACCGAUUUCCCAGAUUACUCCCACUGCUUUCAUAUCUCUCUCGCAUGGAGCCUGACGGAACCCUCCGCCGAUGAGAGGAAUCAGAUCGCGAAUAUGGUUCUCCAAGAUCUAUGUGGCCUUAGCGUUCGCUUUGACUGCGUGAAAGCCAAAAUUGGCAACAAUAUAACAAGUAUACCACUUCCUACUGGAAUGAUUGGUUAAGUUAGAAUCGGAAGAUUUUCAUGUGUCCUGUGACAUGCGAACAAAAUUGAUCGAUGCCUUGCAGAGAACUACUAGUGCAAUUGGAUUGGAUUCACGACCAACUGUGGAGAUCAGCUGAUUAGUUAAUGGUAUAUAAACAUAUCUGUGCAUAACUGUGGAGUAGUCCGGUGCUCUGGAGGCUAACUUGUACUGAUUCCAUUGGCCAUACCCCGUACAUCCCUUCAGUCUCAAACUUUAUCCAAGGAAACGGUAGAAAAAAAAUCUCUUUACGAUCAGCCGAGCAAAA